GAAUCUUUGCAGUUUCCCCAGUUGGAGCCUCUGGAGUCCUCGAGGGAAAAGCGACAACAAGGAACAAAACUCCUCGUGUGCCUGUUUUUUCUGUGUGUUAUGAAAAGGAGAUCAUGUGAAUAGACCGCGACCUUCGCACUAGGACUUUAACCUGCUCACUAGUGAGUGUGUGUGUGUGAAACACGUCAGUGUGAGCGGUGGAGUCUCCACAGGAAAAACCGUUUCGCUGUGAACUUGUGAGCAAGUGCAGUGACUUGUCUGUGUGCUGUUGAUCUCUGUUCUGUUCUCCAGCCAUGAAAAGUCUGAAACAGAGACUGAAGAAACACGAAGCGUCGAGCAGUACUACAGACUGGAACAAGUAUGACGAGCGUCUCCUGAAAGCAGUGGAGAACGGUGAUGUGGACAAAGUCACCAACUCACUCAGGAAAGGGGCAGUCGCCUCCAAGCUAGAUGCUGAAGGCCGCUCUUCGCUUCACCUAGCAGCAAGCAACGGGCUUAUAAAUAGCCUCAAUGUUUUCCUUGCCCACGGUGUCAACCUACGCACAACAGAUACUGCUGGUAAAACAGCACUGCACCUUUCUUCAAAAGGCGGCCAUUCUGCCUGCGUGCAGCGUCUGUUGCAGUGUAAAAGUCCUGUUGACAGCACAGAUGUGCAUGAGAGGACAGCUUUACAUGAAGCAGCUUCUGCAGGUCACACUACAAUAAUCAAAAUGCUGUGUGGCAGCGGUGCAUCUGUCAGUGCUGUUGAUAAGGAUGGUCAUACUCCUUUGAUGAUGGCAGCCCAGAAUGGUCAUACCCGAGCUUGUCAACAACUUUUAAACUGUGGCGCUUCCAUCAAUCUUCGAGACAAGCAAAAUAAGACUGCACUCAUCUUGGCUUGUGAGCGCAUGUGCCGCGAUGUAGCCGAGCUCUUGCUGAAGCAUAAGGCAGAUGUCGCUGCUGUGGACCUGCAUGGCCAUGACUCAUGCCACUACGCCCGGCUUAGUGGAGACCAAGCCUUAUUCAUGAUGAUCAAACAAGCCUGGGAUAUCGCCAGCAAGGAGGCUGCCAAGAUUGGUCCAAAAUUACAGCAGCAGAGGUCACUGAAUAAUGAAUCUCAUGUACUUGUGAGGAAGAAGAGUGUGCAGGCUCCUGCUAAAAGCCCAUCGUCAGGUGCCGGCUCUCCGAAUGCAGUUCCUCCACAGCAGCAUCCGAAGGAGUAUGGCAGCCACUCGGAAAAUGAAAGAGAUAACCUGCAGAGUUAUCAUUUGGAUUGUGUACAGGUUCGACAUCAUGCCCUUCAUUCAGCAGCUCCGGCUUCAUUCAAAGCAAAAGAGGUCCUGGCUAGUGAGGCUGAUCUGCUUAAGAGGGAGCUGUGGGAGGUAAGGCGGAGGCAUGAUGCUGCCCAGGAAGAGCUGCUCAGGCUGGAUGCGGCUCUGGUCGUGCGCACUCGGGAGUACGAGGAGCUGAGGAGAAGCAGUGAGCGAGCACUGCAGCAGGCCCAUAGCCAUGCUUGGGAACUGGAGGAGGCGCUGGGGGAGGUACAGCGUCGAAUGGCCGGCUCGGAGGCCAGGGUGAAGCAAAUGCAGGCGCAUUUAGUAGCGGUGCGUGAAAACCUAGUGGAGGAGCUAAGAGUACAACUGCUUGAGGCCAGAGCUGAGCUGCAUCGUGCACAGCAGGAGCUUGGCCAAAGCAAGACGGAAGCUGAGAAGGAAAAAGAGAGGAAUGAAACACUCCUGCAGGAGGUACACAAGCUCACUGAGGAGCUGCUGAAGAAACAGGACACGGAUGCACUGCAGGCAAGGCUGGCAGGUCAGGAGGCUCAGAGACGUGAAAUGACUUGUCAGGAAAUACAAACCCCCUUGGAAUGGAAGCCUGGUUGUCCAAAAACCACAAUGACGGAUCUUACAAGCGAGACACUUCAGCAAGAGAUGGAUAAGAAGAGCUACAUCAGCCGAGAAGAGCAUGAGUCUGUAAGAAGCUCACUCGAUACUGCACUUCAGCAGGCACAAAGCCAGGUUCAAGAAGCACUGCUGACGCAGCAGAAAACCAGUGAGGAAAAUCAGAGUCUCAUUAGAGAACUGCAGGAGCAGAGGACAGAGCUCGACACUCUGCACGAGGCCCUGCAGGUCCGGUUUGUCCCUGUGGCUGUGCUGGAGACGAAGCAGGAUGAGGUAGCUCAGCUUAAGCUGGCUCUUAAACAGAUGGAGAAGAGCAAGGAGAGUGAGGAGGAAGGCAAGAAGGCAAGUAGUGUUGCAUCACGGAAGCACUGUCAGCCUGAGCAAACAUCACGAAACAGUAGAGGGACACCGACGGGGGCAAAUCCAGAAAAGAGUACAGCUGCCUCUGUCAACUUUAAAGAGGAGAACAUGCUACUAAAUACUGCUGAAGGACAAAAUAAGGAUUCAGAGAUGAUAGCAGAGGCAGAAGGCCAAAGGGCGGCUCAGAGCAGCUCAUCAACACCCAGCGGUGUUUGUAGCCUUGUGCACUCAGACAGCACCAUCCUGCAGGCGCACAUUAAGAGCCUGCAGCAACAGCUAGAGCACUCCAAAAGGCAUUAUAGACAAGUUCUUGAUAUGUAUCGUACACGUCUUCUCAGUGCAGCACAGGGCUACAUGGAUGAAGAGGCCAGACUGGCACUGCUUCAGAUUGCCCAAAUGACGCAGGAGUGUGUAUGCUGAUCAUUGCUUAUCUCUCUCUCUCUCUCUCUCUCUGUAUCUACAUUUCUGUAUUAUUCUCUCUCUCUGUUUGUGUGUGCAUAUGAGAGAGAGAGAGAGAGGGAAUGAAUGUGUGGUUGUAUUACUGAUUUAAGUAUUUGGACUAAAGCCACCUGUGAAAUAUAGGUGAUAACUACUGUAUACAGGUUUUGCACCUUUUAUUAAAUAUUAUGUAAAUAUGUAAAAUGAUUAUUUUAUAGAAUGUUUUGUAUGUACAAAUUGCUGAGUCUUCUUUAAUAAA
Neoarius graeffei (lesser salmon catfish) is the source of this 2937-nucleotide messenger RNA. It is a transcript of the gene uacaa, whose product is annotated as uveal autoantigen with coiled-coil domains and ankyrin repeats a. The record is from RefSeq and is a predicted model, not a curated record. The transcript has 17 exons. Bases 294 to 2660 code for a protein of 788 amino acids. Lineage: Eukaryota; Metazoa; Chordata; Actinopteri; Siluriformes; Ariidae. Gene Ontology annotation, molecular function: actin binding.